GCCGGCGCGCGCGCGAGGCUGGGUCCUGCGCGGUAACGAUGGCGGCACGAGUCGGAGUCGCGGUCGGGGCGUCCGAGCGUGUCCCUACAGAGUUGAUGGCUCAUGAAGCAAUGGACUGUGAUCUUCAAGUACCUUUGGAUGAUAUUAUACAGCAGGCUACUCCAACUGAAGUUACCAGCCAAGGGGCACCUCUCCUCCAGCCCGCCCCUCCUGAAGUGGCCAAUAGCCAAGGAGGAGCACUUGCUCAGCCUGCACCUGCCGAAGUGCUCAGCAGCCAGGGUGGACUGGCCCCCCUCCAGCCUGGGCCAUCAGCAUCCAUUGACACAGCGGAAGAAAAUAUGGAGAUUGUAGAUCCUGGAACGUCAGAGGUGGAGAGCCAGGGACCUGGUGCUAACCAGACUGUCCAGGCUGAAGUUUCAAUGAGCAACUUCAUCAGUGGGCUGCAGAGACUGCAUGGCAUGCUGGAAUGGCUGAGACCUCCACCUUCAGACCACAGUGUGGGGCCAGUGAGAACAAGGAGAAGAACAGGAUCCAUUCUGAGAACAAGAGCUGGAGCAUCUCAGAGGGUAGACAGUGCCAGGUUGAGAACACCAGUACAUGCCUACUUUCAGGUAAGCAGGUCUCAGCCUUAUGUACCAGCCACUGCUCGUGAUUUAGAAACUAGGAAUCCAGCAUCAAGUACGGACUCUGACAGUGACACCUCUGCAGAAAAUGAAGAGGUGGUUGUGCAGGCAGAAGAACCUGCAGCUGACAUUCCAGAACAAGGAGUUAUCUCAACAGAGCAAGAAGCUACAUCUGUCACAGGAGGUGACACAGCCCCUGAAGAGUCUCCUCAGAAGCCCAACGAUCUCCCAUCUAUGGAUGAUGAAGAAGGAGACACUUGCACAAUAUGUUUGGAACAGUGGACCAGUGCUGGGGACCACCGGCUCUCAGCAUUACGCUGUGGGCACCUUUUUGGGUAUAGAUGCAUUUCUAAGUGGCUCAAAGGACAAACACGAAAAUGUCCUCAGUGCAACAAGAAAGCCAAGCACAGUGACAUCGUUGUCCUUUAUGCGCGAACCCUAAGAGCUUUGGACACCAGUGAACAAGAACGCAUAAAAAGUGAUUUACUGAAUGAGCAAAUGCUCAGGAAGCAAGCUGAGUUAGAAUCUGCACAGUGCCGGCUCCAACUUCAGGUCCUCGUUGAUAAAUGCUCUAAACUCAAUAGUCGUCUCCAGGACUUGGAAGCCCUUAUUAGGAAGCAUCAAAGUCAAGGUGGACAGCAUUACAGGGGCUCCCAAGGACUAUGCAGGAACUGCUUACCCUCCAGCCAGAGCCAAAAUAAAUACAACUUCCAAAAGACCUUCACAGUAUCUCAGUCAGGAAGCUGCCGAAUUAUGGCACAUUGUGAUGGUUUGAGCUGCCUGGUGGUUUCACAGUCUUCUCCUCAGGCUUCCUUCCUUCCAGGCUUUGGUGUGAAGAUGUUGAGUACCGCCAACAUGAAAAGCAGUCAGUACAUUCCUAUGCAUAGCAAGCAGAUUCGUGGAUUAGCUUUUAGCAGUCGAUCCAAAGGCUUGCUGCUCUCUGCUUCCCUUGACAACACUAUUAAACUGACCAGCCUAGAAACAAAUACUGUGGUGCAGACUUAUAAUACUGGACGUCCUGUCUGGAGCUGUUGCUGGUGUCUUGAUGAAAGCAAUUACAUCUAUGCUGGACUAGCCAAUGGUUCAGUUCUGAUAUAUGACCUACGGAACACAAAUGCCUAUAUACAGGAAUUAGUUCCUCAGAAAGCAAGAUGUCCUCUGGUUUCCCUGUCAUACUUACCCAGAGCUGCAGUGGCUGCAUUUCCUUAUGGUGGGGUGCUGGCUGGAACCUUGGAGAAUGCCUCCUUCUGGGAACUAAAAACAGACUUUUCUCAUAAGCCUCAUGUGUUAUCCUUGGAGCCAGGGGGCUUUGUAGACUUUCAGACAGAGAGCAGUAGCCGACACUGUCUUGUGACUUACAGACCUGAUAAAAGUCAUAAUACCAUACGAACUGUGCUAUUGGAAAUGUCUUACAAACUGGAUGAUGCUGGAGAGCCAAUCUGUUCCUGCCUUCCUGUGCAAACAUUCCUUGGGGGACCUACUUGCAAACUGUUGACCAAAAAUGCCAUCUUCCAAAGCCCAGAGAACAAUGGCAAUGUCCUAGUAUGCACUGGGGAUGAAGCAUCAAACUCUGCCUUGUUGUGGAAUGCUGGCAGUGGCUUGUUGCUGCAGAACCUGAAGACUGAUCAACCUGUCUUGGACAUCUGCCCAUUUGAAGCCAAUCAGAACAGCUUUUUGGCCAUCUUAACUGAGAAGAUUGUCCAUAUUUACAAAUGGGAGUGAGCAUGGUCUUGAGACCUUCCAGAAUGCUGCUGGUUAAUGUUAAGUGAUGUUUUUAGUACCUAGUAACCCUGAACAAGAUACCUGUUUACAUGCUGUACCUGAAAUUUUUGGAUCAUGGCUCAUUGGAUUAGUGUGAUUCUAGGUCACUUGAGUCACUUAAGAUUGUGUGUGCUGUUUGUACCAAAUUAAGUACCUUUGUGAAUCUUUCCUGGAAAUUCUUAAAUUCUGUAGGAUCUUACAAUCCUCUCAACUAUUAUUUAGUAUAUGAGUAUGCACCAAGCUGUGAUACCCAAGCAACCUAAAUUAUCUUAGGCUAAUUGGCCUGAAAGUGGUACCUGAAAGGCCUGUCUUGCUUCUUGAACAUCAAAGGUCAUUCUUCCAGUAAGCUUAAGAGAGCGCUCUUAAUAUCUUGUGUAGAAUCUGACUUAUUUCUGAGUUUGAAUGCAUAGUGACUUGAUCACACCCAUACCCCUGGGCUGCUGUCUCCCCCCAGGGUCUGAUACUUCCAUGUGGUAUGCUUUAUGGCAACAAUAAUUACAUCCCAGGUAUACAUGCCUAUUAGAAUGUUGACAAGUCUAGUGAUGGAGGUGGCCGAUGAGUUAGCUCUAUGUAGAGCCAUAGCUAAAGCUGUGCGCCUUGCAUUGUGAGACGUAAGGAAAAGGACCAGUUAUUUGAGCAAUUGUGAAAGGCUUAGAUUUUUCUAGUUAGCUUGGGAUCCUCAGGGGUUUUUAUUCUCCCCCAAGCCAGUCCUUAAAGAUGUACAAUUCCCAACUAAAGGCUACCCCCUGUGAAAUGUUUGAUUUUGAGUGCCACUGAUUUGUCUCCCGAUCUGAAAAGUGUUGUUAGUCAAGUAGUUAUUCUCAGGAAGGUAGUAGUGGUUAGAGACCUGUGGAUGACAGGAAAGCACAUAGAAACUUCCAUUCUGGUGGUCCUGAAUUGUCCAGCAGUAAGAGGUCUGCUCAGGUUACGAUUGUCGACUUUGCCUUAGGCUGCUCUACUAAGCCACUGCCCCUAGGACACCUUGUGUCAAGGUGUAGGCAACAUGUCUGAUUUUCUCAAAUAUUGUUGGUGAGGCACUAUUAAACUCCUGACCAGUUUUGGGGAUCUUUAUCACCAAUAAGGAAUUGUUAAGGGAAAAUUAUUUAUUUUCCCAGGGUUCCAAGUUGUGGCUGUAUGUGCUUAAUGAAACCUUCUAUUUAAAGAUGCAUGUUUUGUUUUGUUUUAAAUUUUAAAGAAGGCUUUUAAAAUGUCAGCUUCCACAGCUUGGGAAAAGGCCACCUUCUCUCUUCCCCUCCCCCCAGAUUCUUUUGAUAGGUUGAUCAUUAAAAGUAGCUGCCUGGGGCUGGAGCUCCAGAGGCAGGAUAGGAUAUUAAAGUAAAUAGAACUCAACUAACUUGAGCAGAUGGCCACAGAGAAAAGCUGUGGGUGUCAGGUUGGUCUGGGGAGGGGUAGGAUUUGACCUUCCUUGAAGAACAUUUAAGUAAGGCUGAUUGGGGGUGGGGGUGGGAAUUUACUAUCACAGAAGCACCUUACCAGUUUUUGCAUUUCCACAAUAAAUUUGUAUUGGGGUAGGAGGGCUUCAAGCUUGUUAAGUUUUUUGCUCUACUACUGAGCUGUCUCAGAAAACCAAAUCUGUGUUUUUGUAAGCAGAUUCAUGAUGGACUGAUUCUCUAAAGACAACCUCACCCUAUUCCUACUUGGAAGAAACUGAAUCAGUAGACCCAGGCUAUAAUCUUUGCACCAGCAGGAUCUUUGUGUUUUUAAAUCUUAUCAUAGUACAAUGGGAUUUUUGAAUUACUUGCUGUGCUGUGUUUCAAUGAUUGUUGUCCUGUUAAGAAAAUAAAGAAUUUGUCAUGUAUAAUACCAA
Psammomys obesus (fat sand rat) is the source of this 4212-nucleotide messenger RNA. RefSeq names its product ring finger and WD repeat domain 3 (gene Rfwd3). The record is from RefSeq and is a predicted model, not a curated record. Gene Ontology annotation, biological process: double-strand break repair via homologous recombination; interstrand cross-link repair; protein ubiquitination. Gene Ontology annotation, molecular function: protein binding; ubiquitin protein ligase activity. Gene Ontology annotation, cellular component: site of double-strand break; nucleus. NCBI's taxonomy places the organism in Eukaryota, Metazoa, Chordata, Mammalia, Rodentia, Muridae. The transcript has 13 exons. Bases 39 to 2345 code for a protein of 768 amino acids.